Messenger RNA from Haliotis rufescens (red abalone), 5129 nucleotides. RefSeq lists its product as uncharacterized. The record is from RefSeq and is a predicted model, not a curated record. The transcript has 2 exons. Bases 2511 to 3584 code for a protein of 357 amino acids. NCBI's taxonomy places the organism in Eukaryota, Metazoa, Mollusca, Gastropoda, Lepetellida, Haliotidae.
GAUAAGUGUUAAUGUCAACAGAAGUCCAUUAAUCUAUAUUAAGUAGUCAUACCCAAGCAGUAUCUAGUAGCUAAGCCAACGAGAGUGCUCUCCCUUGAGCUGUAACAAGAUGGCCACCAUGCUGACCACAUGGUCUGAAUAAAAGGGCUUUUUAACACGAAGUAACUUUCUUCAGUUAUUGUUACAAACCACUACAUGGUGUCAGAAGUAAGUCUACCCAUCAAAGAAGUUACUGACAACGAUAAUGAAUAACUUGGAGCCUCCCAAACCUUUGGAACUUGCUGGAAAUGUGAGUGAAAACUGGCGCCGUUUCAAGCAAGCAUGGGAAUGCUACUACACCAUUACUGUUGAUGGUAAAAACAAACCUGAUGUCUACAAGUCAUCUUUAUUGCUGCAUAGCAUUGGAGAAAAUGCAAGAGAAGUAUUUAAUUCUUUUUAAUGGGCUGAAGAGGAAGAUGAACAGAAAGUUGAAAAAAUCUUAGAAAAAUUUGAGCAGUACUGUGUUCCCAAAAAAAAUGUGACAUUUGAGGGAUACAAAUUUUUUACAUGUUCACAAAAGGCAGAACAGACAAUAGAUCAGUAUGUUAGUGAAUUGCAACAAAAAGCUAAAUCUUGUGAAUUUGGACAACUCAAAGACAGUUUGGUUAGAGACAGAAUAGUGUGUGGCGUGUACAACAGUGCUUAUUGAGAGAAAUUACUGCGUGAUGAUAGAUUAACUCUUUCAAAAGCAAUAGACACAUGUCGUGCUGCAGAAAUGGCAAGUUGUCAAGCUAAAGAAGUACGAGAAGAUUGUGCAGUUCAUUACAUAAAAUCCAAACCAAAGUCAAAACCAAAACAGAAAAUGAACUACAAGCAAACAAGUAAACAAGAAACAGUAAAACAAGAGCUUUGUGGACGGUGUGGAAGAAAUCAUACCCCAAAACAGAAAUGUCCAGCAUCUGGUCAAAAGUGUUUGAAAUGUGGUCUUCUCGGACAUUUUGCUACACAAUGUAGAUCUCAUUCAGGUCGAUCCUGACGUGUCUAUGAUAUUGAUGCAGAAGCAUGUGAUUAUCCACCAGAAGAUGCAGAAUUCUUCGUUGAUGUUGUGGAUACAGACAGUCAGAGGGUCUCUAACUUAAAGGCUUGGAUGAUGUCACUUGACAUAAAUGUAACACAGGUACCCCUCAAACUUGACAGCGGCUCAGACAUGAUCCUCAUCAGCUUGUCACAGUGGAAUAAACUAAAAUACCAGCCACCAUUUGAACCUCCUAAGAUGAGCCUAAAAGCUUAUGGUGGAAUUGACAUACCUGUUGAAGGACAGGCAGAGCACACAGUCACCUACAAAGGUAAACCAAACAAGACUGUAUUCAUGGUAACGCCAGACAACAAUAGAUGUACCCUUGGUGUGGAGGAUUGUGAGAGACUGAACUUGGUUCAUAGAGUUUACAAAAUCAAUGUUUACAAAAUUUGAACAGCCAGAAUUCUACAAAUAAGUGAAUAUCAAGAUGUAUUCAAAGGGCUUGGAUGCUUGCCUGGUGAACAUACCAUAACAGUUGACAAAGAAGUCACACCAGUCAUAGAAGUUUGUAGAAAAGUGCCGUUUGCUCUCCAUGAUCAACUUAAAGAAGAGUUGAACAGAAUGAAAUCACUUGGAUUGAUCACAGAGGUUACAGAACCUACUGAAUGGGUUAGUUCGAUGGUGAUUGUACACAAGAAACAAGGGAAAUUGAGAAUAUGCCUAGAUCCUCGCAAUUUGAAUCUAGCAGUUCAGAGAGAACACUAUAAACUCCCAACUCGUGAAGAAGUGAUGUCGCAGUUUGCUGGUGCUAAAGUGUUUAGCAAGCUGGACGCCUCCUCAGGCUUUUGGCAAAUGAAGCUAGAUCAUGCCAGCUCAAUGCUGACAGCAUUCAACACACCAUUUGGGAGAUACCGUUAUCUCAGACUCCCAUUUGGUAUUUCAAGUGCGCCAGAAGUGUAUCAUCGAACCAUACAUCAACUCUUCGAGCACAUUAGAGGUGUAGACACCAGUAUGGAUGACAUGAUCAUCUUUGGUAAAGACACCAGAGAGCACAACGAGCGACUGAAAGCAGUACUUCAGAAGUGUAGAAACAGUGGUCUGAAAUUGAAUAGAGAGAAAUGUGAAGUGGGUGUCACAGAGCUUACCUUCCUGGGAGAUAGAAUUUCUGUUGAUGGACUCAAACCAGACCCUAACAAGGUGAAAGCCAUCAUGGAUCUUCAGAAACCCACAGAAAAGAAGGAACUGCAACGGUUCCUUGGGAUGGUUAAUUACCUAGGAAGGUACAUUCAAGACCUCUCAACAAAAUCAGCACCACUUAGGCAGCUGUUGGCAAAAAGACAGUCAUUGGUCUUGGUCUCAUGAACAGGACAAAUCAUGGGAAGAACUUCGAAACCUCAUUUCACAAAGACCGGUUCUUCAAUUCUAUGAUACCAAGAAACCCAUCAAAGUGUCUACAGAUGCAUCAAAACAUGGACUUGGUGCCAUACUGCUGCAACAACAUGAAGAUGCAUGGAUGCCAGUAGCAUAUGCGUCAAGGGCGAUGACCACUGCAGAGACUCACUACGCACAGAUCGAGAAGGAAGCACUAGCAAUGUGUUUUGGAGCUGAACGGUUCCAUCAAUAUGUGUAUGGGAGAAAGUUUCUCGCAGAAACUGACCAUAAACCACUGAUUCCCAUCUUCAAGAAAGCUCUGAAUGACUGUCCUCCACGCAUUCAACGUUUCCGUCUUCGCAUGCAGAAAUAUGACAUGGAGGUAAUGUACACUCCUUGUCGAGAGAUGUAUGCAGCAGAUACCCUGUCAAGGAACUUUCCUAGUGAUCAAUCACCCACCAGUACAACUGAAGCAGAUGUACAAAUGUAUGUUGACAGUAUCUUGUCAACAGUGCAGGUGUCAACCGACAGAUUCGCACAGAUCAGAGCAGAAAGCAACAUAGAUCCAGAAAUGACAGCUCUAAAAGCAAUCAUCUUGACAGGUUGGCCUAAUGAACAUUCACAGUGCCCAAGAAACCUGGAUGAUUUCUGGAAUUAUCGAGAUGAACUUUCAUGUAUUGACGGAGUAGUCUUCAAAGGCAACCGCAUCGUCGUGCCCAAAGGUAUGCGGAAACUGAUGUUGCAGAAAAUACAUGCAGGACAUCUGGGUCAAGAAAAAUGCAAGCAGAGAGCUAGAGAAGUUCUAUUCUGGCCUCGAAUGAAUCAUGACGUAGAUGUCAUGGUAAGUGGAUGUGAGACCGUCUUUAGAAAGACAGCCUUAACAGACCAUGCAGGCAGCAAAGAUCACAACGUCGCUUUGCUUUCUGAAGCAAAGUCGGCAGAUGAACCACUCCAGGCUCUAUUUGACAAGAGUACUGAGGAAGCCGACAAGGCAGUGAUCACCCUGUUAAGGAACGUUUACUUCGUUGCUUCGGAAAACCUGCCCCUCCAGAAAUUUGAAUCUCUCAACAACCUUGCUGAGUUACACGGGGCAAAAUCACGUCAAAGCUCUACAGAGAGGAUACGGCAGCGUCUGAAUUCGUUACUAUUAUCUCGGAUCUCAUUGAGGAGGAACUGCUUGCGGAGAUUUGUGCGAGUCCAGCGAUUGCUAUCAUAACUGAUAAAAGUACCGACCUAUCCAGUGAAAAACAUUUAAUACUAUAUAUCUGUUAUUUGAAAGAUGGUGUCUUGUCUAUCAAAUUUGUCAAAUUGUUACGUGUGCAUGCUGCUGAUGCUCAGAGCAUUACUUCUGCAUUGUUGGCUUUUUUUAAGACUUCUGGUGUUGCGUUGGGGAAAGUGUAUGGGAUGGGCUCAGAUGGUGCUGCUGUUAUGUUAGGCAAACGGGGUGGUGUGGCUGUGAACAUCAAGGAUUUCUGUCCUCAUCUUGUUGAGAUGCAUUGUGUUGCACACAGACUGGCUUUGGCAUGUGUGGAUGUUGCGAAAGCAGUGAAGGAGGUCUCAUAUUAUGAGAGUACAUUGAACACCAUUUUUUUCAUUUUUCAACCGUUCGCCAAAGUGUUUGUCGAAUCUCCAGAUGUGGCAGGAUCUCCUGGACGAACCUCAAGUAAGACCAUCGGAAGUACAUCGUGUGAGAUGGUUGUCCAUGACAUGAGCAAUUGACAACUGUUCUAAAGCUUUGCCUGUCCUUAUUGCCAUGCUUGAGGAUAAUAGUGACACGGACAUGAUGGCAGACUCUUUACUGCGACAAUUGACUACCUACAAAUUUAGAUUUUUGACAGCUUUCUGACAGGACGUUUUUGGUAUGAUAGGGACUGUAAGUAGGGCUUUACAGACACGUGACUUGACCUACGGUGACAUAUGGAGGACUUUCGACGCUUUUCUAGAUGGACUUAAGGGACAGUACCUGACCGAAACUCCGACGUAUGGACCGAAGUUACGAGAAUUUCUGGCGAAGACUGACGAUUCUGACGAGUUUGAAAGUGUCAAAAUGACGAGAUCACAUCAUGACAGAACACUGACUGAUAGGGCUAGGGACUGCGUACAGGUUUUAGUUGACAAUGUGAUGGACAGAUUCCCCGACAACGAACUAUACAGUGCAUUUGGUGCACUUGACCCAACAGGCUUCCCUGACAACACACGUGACUUGGCAAGUUAUGGGGACGAGAGUAUAGCGACUUUAGGACGCCAUUACGGUAGCAGACGACAAGGACAUACACCUGUUGACAAAGACGCUCUGGAGAGAGAAUGGGGGAUAUUUUGGCCUUUGGUGUACAACAAUUACAGACAGUUGACAUAUGGACAGAUGUUAGUUACUGCCUAUGCUUCUAAAUUGACGGAACAAUUCCCUAAUGUAGUGAAACUAAUGGAAAUUGGACGCAUUUUGCCUGUAUCCAGUGUAGAGUGUGAGCGAGGUUUUUCCAAACAAAACCUCAUCAAGACUCGACUAAGGUGCUCUUUGACGACGGAAACAUUGGACAGACUGAUGCGGAUUUCAAUUUGCGGACCAAGACUGAAGGACUUUGACCCUAGACCGACGCUACGACGAUGGAAGGGCAGACGACAUAGACAUUUGUACAGCUGCAACGAAUCGAUAGCCAAGAUAUUGAAACCAACCUGUCGAUAGAUGAUGCGGGAAAAGUAUGGCAUUGUUAUUAUUAAUAUUUAUAUUUAUGCAUGUAAAUAAAACUACAAAGAACAUGUA